This is a messenger RNA of Plodia interpunctella (Indianmeal moth), 1626 nucleotides long. RefSeq lists its product as uncharacterized. Bases 432 to 1205 code for a protein of 257 amino acids. The record is from RefSeq and is a predicted model, not a curated record. The transcript is spliced from 4 exons. NCBI's taxonomy places the organism in Eukaryota, Metazoa, Arthropoda, Insecta, Lepidoptera, Pyralidae. Gene Ontology annotation, molecular function: odorant binding.
UUAGCAUAGACACCGUGUGGUUUUAGUGGUCGAGUCCCAUAUACCUGUCCGGCCUCCCGUGGCUGGAUGGAUGAAACGACAAUCUUUCCAAGGAGGAAAAAAGGAAAGUCAGGUUUGGUAACAUGUCGCGCAUAACCUUACUUACCUAUGUAUGUAUAGAUUCUUAUGAAGGAGAGACAGUCAAAAAGUAACUUGCCAUACUCAAAUGUCUCCUAAUGGAUAUGAAUAAAAUAUAGAUAAUAGAUAUGAUAAUGAAGCAAUAGGUAUUCAGGUACUUUUUAUUAUUCUCAUGGGAGUAGCCCCGAGCAAUGCUAUUCUAAUUAUAAUUAAAUCAAGAUCAACGUUAGCUAUCAUCUUUUUCAUUGCAUAAUUUUGCAUUCACUGCACAAUGAUCAUCAACCUUCUGUGUCAGCCUGUCACUGUCAUCCGUAAUGGCCCAAUUUCCUGCGCUGAUCCAAUUUAUACGGCAAAAAAAAUGUCGCUCGGCCAUUACCUACUUGCUUGCGAUGGUGGGGGCCGCACUGUUGCUGUUAUUGCCAGUGUUGGUAUCCAGCGUGGGAGAUGGCAACAUUCGAUUGCUAGAAGAUGAAGUAGCAACCGCGCUCAAAGCAUGUGUUCUCCCGGGUGAGGAGGCAAGAGGCGGCAAUCGCCAUCGCCGUUCCGAAGAUUAUCCGCGUAUAGACAACACGAAACAAACAAACCAGUACAGCCACGAAAGAAGAAACGCAAGUGACAUGCGAGAGCAAAACAUAUUGGUUUUGAAUGCAACAGACUAUGAUUAUGGGGGGUACGGGUCGGGGAAUGGGGGUGAGAAGCUGGUAACGUCGGCGCCUCGCUUGGCUGGGGCAGUUAUCUCCAAUGCUAGCGCGGACAUCAACGGAGACUACUCCAGCAACAGGACCAGGAGGAGCGAACCUUUAAUUAAUAAACCUGAUGCCGAUCAGUGCCUGAGUCAGUGUGUGUUUGCCAAUUUGCAAGUCGUGGACACCCGGGGAAUACCGCGCGAAUCGGAGCUGUGGAACAAGGUGCAGGCGUCUGUGACGUCACAACAGUCUAGGAAUGCGAUGAGGGACCAGAUUAGAGCUUGUUUUCAGGAGUUACAGUCAGAGGCUGAGGACAAUGGUUGCUCCUAUUCAAAUAAACUCGAACGAUGUCUGAUGCUACGUUUUGCCGAUCGAAAAACGGACAAAUCGACUUCAAAUUGAUUACAACUUGUACUGUAGUGUUCUGGAUUUUCGUAUUUUGAACACAAUUAUAAAAUUUGUACCCGCCUUAUGUGCUUGUUCUCGGUAUAAUUAUAAUUAAGAGAAUUAGACUAAUUAGCUAAGCAAGUCAGAAUAAAGUCUGAGCUAAAACGGUUGUCUUUUUCUGUAAUUGUAAUCCAGCUACGUACCUACGAGUCUAUGGCGCGGUUUAUAAAACGACGGUUUUACUCUCGUUAGUGCUAAUCGAGCAAUCAAAACAGAUAUUGGAUGAAACAUUUAUUAAUUUCAAUGCAUAAUCAAUAAGCUUAUUUGGUAACCUACUCAGCAAUCAUAAGAAGCCGGGCUCAUAGUUACACGUAAAAAACAUACUUAGAUUUAAAUUCAUAAGAUCUAAAAAGAAAAUGUUUAAAUAAAAAGCCUA